This is a messenger RNA of Dermacentor andersoni, 877 nucleotides long. The record is from RefSeq and is a predicted model, not a curated record. NCBI's taxonomy places the organism in Eukaryota, Metazoa, Arthropoda, Arachnida, Ixodida, Ixodidae.
CGGCGGCUUGGCCGGAAGCGCAGGAGACAGGAUGUCCUGUUGAAAUAACUGGAGGAGACAGCCAUCUUAGCGGAAGGGCAGACAGAUAUUGACGCGUGAUGAAAUCAUGUGGCACGUAACUCCUACAGUAGAAAACCACUACUGCUGGAACUGCGAGGAGAGCAGAACCGUGCCAUACUAUGGGACAAGCGCUGGACGUGGAGCCUUUAACCGAGGAACAAAAAAUAUUACGUCAGCAUAACGAACUAUGGACGACAAUUUCGGAGCUAUUAGGCCAGUACGGAGUCUACACAUACGAGGAGAUUCACGAAAUUGUUGCCAUCUUGGAGGAUGUAGGCAUCAGGAACAUCAAAGCCUUCGCCGUGCUUGAGCAGAAGGACCUUGAAGCGAAGAACAUGAAACCGGCUGUCAUACAUAUUCUGAUGAAAAAGGCUGAAGAAAUGAAGAGGCUGGCUGCUCCUGUUCCUGUUUUUUCAGGAUAAGAGGUUGUCAUGUAUCAAAUGGAAGCAUUCCUCAAGCAUUCUGAUUGUCGUGAGAAACAUGCCCUGGGGGAUAUUCUGCUUCGUCCUUUUGGCUGCCAAGCAUUAUACACUUGCCACUUUGUCACCAUGUAUAACACAAAAGCUGUUUUGAAAAUAAUGGUGAUCUGUAAAGAUAUGUUUACUCACCAUUCGUAACAGGUACUGCGAAAUAAGAUUUUGCUGCACGGGGAAUGGUACGCAACCUGUUGAAUCUGUUCACCAGGCGCUUCUUCUUAACACUUCAAAUCCCGGAAUGACCUACUGUUCAUUUUUAUUUGAAAGUUUUUUGUAGAAUGUGUCUUUCUUCUUUUUCUCAAAUUGUGAACCAGUCAUAACAAUGCCUACAUCGCCACUAA